Molecule: messenger RNA, 2078 nt
Organism: Notolabrus celidotus (New Zealand spotty)
Lineage: Eukaryota; Metazoa; Chordata; Actinopteri; Labriformes; Labridae
Product: COP1-interactive protein 1-like
Exons: 18
Coding region: 10-1971 (653 amino acids)
Molecular function (GO): protein binding
Source: RefSeq, a predicted model, not a curated record
AGCUGGAUCAUGAGGGUCGUCUUUUUGUCGCUGCUGCUGCUCGGCCUGUGUGGGUCAGGGGCUCGGGGGAUGGAUGGAGGUCUCACAGAGGAACUAGAGACAGAGCAGACGACAGAGCAAACCACCACUGACAUCUGGGUGUCGGUGAAGGCCCUGAGGAACAUGGUGGUGAGGCUCACGGUGAAGCUGAGUGCCAUGGAGGACAAAGUGCAUGCCAUGGAGGACAAAGUGCAGGAGAGUGAGAGUCAGGUGGGUGAUUUGUGGGCUGAGCAGAUCGUCACCAAGAUUCAGAUGAAGAUGCUGCAAACAGAGAAUUCAGACUUGCAGACCAGAUUAAGGAGCACUGAGAGAGAACUUCUUGUUAGCAAGUCCAGGAUUGACCAGCUGGAGGAAGAAACUGCAGCCAAAGACGCAGAACUGAAAUCUUUGAAAACGAGACUGAACGCCACAGAGAGCAGAACAAGUCAGCUAGAGGAAGAAAACACAGCUCAGGACACAAAACUAGAAUCUCUUGAAACCAGACUGACUCUGACCCAGAACACAACAAGUGAACUAGAGGAAGAAGCUGCAGCUCAGGACACAAAACUAGAAUCUCUGGAAACCAGACUGACUCUGACCCAGAACACAACAAGUACACUAGAAGAGGAAACUGCAGCUCAGGCCAUGAAUCUAGAAUCUCUGGAAACCAGACUGUCUGCCACUGAGAGCACAACAAGUGAGCUAGAGGAAGAAACUGCAGCUCACGCAACUGAACUGAUAACUUUGCAAACCAGGCUGACCUCCACUGAGAACAGAACAAGUACGCUAGAAGAAGAAACUGAAGCUCAGGCCAUGAAUCUAGAAUCUCUGGAAACCAGACUGUCUGCCACUGAGAGCACAACAAGUGAGCUAGAGGAAGAAACUGCAGCUCACGCAACUGAGCUGAUAACUUUGCAAACCAGGCUGAACUGCACUGAGAACAGAACAAGUACACUAGAAGAAGAAGCUGAAGCUCACGCAACUGAUCUGAUAACUUUGCAAACUAGGCUGACCUCCACUGAGAACAGAACAAGUACACUAGAAGAAGAAACUGAAGCUCACGCAACUGAGCUGAUAACUUUGCAAACUAGGCUGACCUCCACUGAGAACAGAACAAGUACACUAGAAGAAGAAGCUGAAGCUCAGGCCACGAAUCUAGAAUCUCUGGAAACCAGACUGAGUGCCACUGAGAGCACAACAAGUGAACUAGAGGAAGAAACUGCAGCUCACGCAACUGAACUGAUAACUUUGCAAACUAGGCUGACCUCCACUGAGAACAGAACAAGUACACUAGAAGAAGAAACUGAAGCUCAGGCCAUGAAUCUGGAAUCUCUGGAAAGCAGACUGUCUGCCACUGAGAGCACAACAAGUGAACUAGAGGAAGAAACUGCAGCUCAGACCACAGAACUCAAAUCUCUGGAAACCAGACUGACUUCCUCCGAGAGGAGGACAAGUGAACUAGAAGAAGAAACUGCAGACUUGCAGAGUGAACUUCUCCUCAGCACGUCCAGGAUCAACCAGCUGGAGACAGAAAACGCAGAGAAGCCUCAGGUGGCGUUCCACACAGGUCUGACUGAUACAGGAAAUAUUGGACCGUACAGCACAGACACAAACCUAAAAUUCAUCAAGGUCAUCACCAACAUCGGCAAUGCUUACAAUCCCUCUACAGGUUUCUUCACAGCACCAGUCAAAGGGGUCUACCAUCUCCAGUUCACUCUGGCUGGAAACAAAGCAGAUAAAUAUGGAGGUGUAUACAUGUACAUGAAUGAAAAAAGGAUUUUUUUUAAUGGAAAGAAGAGUGCACAUUUAGCACUUGAAUACUUCACUAACUCUGCAGUCUUGGAGCUGAAUGCAGGAGAUGAAAUCCACCUGGUUCUCCCUGUUGGAUAUACUCUCUAUGACAAUCUAAACAACCACUGCACCUUCAGUGGCUUCCUUCUGUUCCCACAGUGAAGAGGUUGUAUUUGGCUUUAGUGAGAUUUGUGUGACAUCUCACCUCAGCAUGCAUUCUUGAAAUAAACUGUACUACACGAUAAAUAAAUAAGUAAUUGAAACAUUAA